AUGGCAGCCAAACCCAACUACAAACUCUCACAAGAGCAAAUCGAUCACUUCAUGAAACAUGGGUACUUGCGUCUACCGGAGUGUUUCUCUCAGGAGAAAGCAACCGAAUGGGCAGGCGAUGUGUGGACUAGGCUCGGUGUGUCACCGGUGGACAAGUCAACAUGGACAACUGAAGUUACCCACAUGGGCGACACCAAGGAAGAGCCAGCCAGGACCUUCGCCCCCAAGGCAUGGGCCGCCAUCUGCGAGCUUCUCGGGGGCGAAGACCGUGUAGCCCCAAAUUCAGCCGCCUGGAACGAUGCACUGAUUGUCAAUCUCGGCUCGCCUGAAUCCGAGGGUACAUGGCCCCAUCCUGCUGACCUGAAGGGGUGGCAUGUCGAUGGCGACUUCUUUACCCAUUAUCUUGAUUCGCCUGAACAGGGUCUACUCGUUAUACCCCUAUUUACAGAUAUCCAGGAACGUGCGGGUGGCACUAUGAUCUGCCCUGAGGCGAUGAAAUAUGCUGCUCAGCAUUUGUACGAUAACCCUGAGGGUGUGUCACCAUAUAUGUACCCCCGCGGCCAAGAGCCUGCUGGAAAACAAACGGAUACGCCCUUUUAUACGGAUGUUGUAAAGAAUUGCAGCGAAUUCCACCAGGCGACCGGUAAGGUGGGCGAUGUCAUUCUUCUCCAUCCUUUGAUGUUUCAUUCUAUCUCUGUCAACAGCUUGAGACAUCCACGCGUGAUUACCAACCCACCAGUGGCCUUGAAACAGCCUUUUAAUUUUGACCGGGAUGAGCCCUCCGAAUACAGUCUUGUCGAGAAGAAGACACUAGAGCUGCUUGGCAAAGACAGGCUGCCUGGUUGGAAAAUAACAGGGAAGCGAGAGUUUGUUCUUCCGGAGAGGCUGAAAGAUGCAAAAAAUGGAUGGAGUGAGAGUGAGGUAGAGAGGCUCGUGAACAUCACCGGACAACCCAUGCCCAUGUCAGCCUAA
Penicillium vulpinum is the source of this 972-nucleotide messenger RNA. RefSeq lists its product as uncharacterized. The record is from RefSeq and is a predicted model, not a curated record. NCBI's taxonomy places the organism in Eukaryota, Fungi, Ascomycota, Eurotiomycetes, Eurotiales, Aspergillaceae. Bases 1 to 972 code for a protein of 323 amino acids. The transcript is spliced from 2 exons.